AUGAUGAAGUCCAUCCGGUUUCUUGCGUCCGCGCUGGCUCUUUGCUUGGUCGACGCCUAUCUGGUGACUCCUCCAGGAACACCUGCACCAGGGGCAGCGUCGGCUUGUAGCGCCUGGGUGCAGGCUUCAUACGGCCUGACAUGCGACAUAAUCCACCGUUUUUACGGCAUGACUGCGGCCGAAUUCGAGGAAUGGGUGAGCAAGUGUCCAGCUGCCCAGCUGUACCCUCUUAACUACAUAUGUACUGACUCGGCGAAGAACCCUAGCGUCAGUCAGCUUGGUGACGGCUGCACCCUGAUCUCAGGCCUCUACUACUGUGUGCAGGUCAAUUAUAUCACCCAGAGUCCAACAUGGACCCCGCCCACGACUACGACACGUUCCACCAGUAGCUCAGCCGGGAACGGCGUCACCACGCCGACUCCCACGCAGACCGGCAUGGUGAGCAGCUGCAACAGGUUCUAUCUGGUUGUCAGUGGCGACUCCUGCUACGACAUUGCAGCUGCUCAGGGAAUAUCUCUCGACAACUUUUACACCUGGAAUCCCGCAGUUGGGAGCUCCUGCGGCGGCCUGUGGCCUGACUAUUAUGUCUGCGUUGGUGUGAUAUCAGAUGGCACGACGACGACCACCACCACCACCACCACUCCUACUACUACUUCUACAACUACUACCACUGCAGGAAACGGGGUUACCACCCCUACACCAAUCCAGACAGGCAUGGUGACUAAUUGCAACAAGUUCUACCAGGUUGUUAGUGGAGAUGGCUGUUAUGACAUUGCCGCCGCAGCGGGGAUCGCGCUGAAUGACUUCUACACCUGGAACCCCGCAGUGGGCAACACUUGUGCUGGUCUUUGGCCUGAUUACUACGUCUGUGUGGGCAUCAUCGGCAGUUCAGGCACCACUACUACGAAGACUACUACUACAACGACCUCUGGCAAUGGGGUUGCCACUCCAACACCAACCCAGUCCGGCAUGGUAAGCAACUGCAAGAAGUUCUAUCUUGUUGUUAGUGGAGAUGGCUGUUAUGAUAUUGCUGCGGCAGCCGGGAUCGCGCUGAGUGACUUUUACGCCUGGAAUCCCGCCGUAGGGGACACUUGUGCUGGUCUCUGGCCUAAUUACUAUGUCUGCGUUGGUAUUUAG
This is a messenger RNA of Aspergillus fumigatus Af293, 1137 nucleotides long. NCBI's taxonomy places the organism in Eukaryota, Fungi, Ascomycota, Eurotiomycetes, Eurotiales, Aspergillaceae. The record is from RefSeq and is a predicted model, not a curated record.